This is a messenger RNA of Dromaius novaehollandiae (emu), 2589 nucleotides long. It is a transcript of the gene SCP2, whose product is annotated as sterol carrier protein 2. The record is from RefSeq and is a predicted model, not a curated record. Gene Ontology annotation, molecular function: acyltransferase activity, transferring groups other than amino-acyl groups. Bases 16 to 1785 code for a protein of 589 amino acids. The transcript is spliced from 16 exons. Lineage: Eukaryota; Metazoa; Chordata; Aves; Casuariiformes; Dromaiidae.
CGCCCCAGCCGCAUCAUGGCGCCGCUCGGCGCGCUCCGCGCCGCGCUCUUCGCACCGGGCCCGGCGGGGCGGGUCCUGCGCCGCCCCUUCCUGCCACCGCCCCAUCCCGCCGCCCGCGCACGGGGGUCUCGGCGGCGUCUCGAGCGGCCGCCGCCGGUGAGGGGGGAGCCGCUCGCCGCCGCCAUGUCGCGCCGGGUGUUCGUGGUAGGCGUCGGCAUGACGCAGUUUGUAAAGCCUGAUGAGGGCAAUGAUUAUCCUGACCUGGCAAAGGAAGCAGGCCUGAAAGCUUUAGCUGAUGCUGGCAUUCCUUAUUCAGCAGUGGAGCAGGCAUGUGUGGGUUAUGUUUAUGGUGACUCAACCUGUGGACAACGGGCUAUCUAUCACAGUUUGGGUUUAACUGGCAUUCCUAUCAUUAAUGUUAACAACAACUGUGCUACUGGAUCUACUGCUUUAUUCAUGGCCAGGCAAUUGGUAGAAGGAGGUUUGGCAGAUUGUGUUCUGGCACUUGGCUUUGAGAAGAUGGCAAAGGGGUCCAUUGCUGUUAAGACUUCUGACAGAACUAACCCAAUUGACAAACAUGUGGAAUUAAUGAUAAAUAAAUAUGGCUUAGCCAGUGCUCCAGUAGCACCUCAGAUGUUUGCAAAUGCUGGCAAAGAAUAUAUGGAGAAGUAUGGGACAAAACCAGAAUACUUUGCAAAAAUUGCAUGGAAGAAUCAUAGCCAUUCAACUAACAAUCCGUAUUCCCAGUGCCAAAAGGAGUAUACGUUAGAUGAAGUUCUGCAUUCUCGCAAAAUUUUUGAUUUCUUGACUCUCUUACAGUGUUGUCCAACAUCAGAUGGUGCUGCAGCUGCAAUUUUGGCUAGUGAGGAGUUUGUGAAAAGGCAUAAGUUGCAGCCAAAAGCUGUGGAAAUUCUAGCCCAGGUGAUGACUACUGAUUAUCCAAGCACAUUUGAAGAGAAUAGUUGUCUGAAGGUGGUUGGCUAUGAUAUGACUAAAAAAGCUGCUAAAAAAUGCUUUGAAAAAGCAGGCUUAAAGCCUACAGAUGUUGAUGUGAUUGAACUCCAUGAUUGUUUCUCAGUUAAUGAGUUCAUUACCUAUGAAGCCCUGGGACUCUGUCCAGAAGGAAGAGCAUGUGACCUGAUUGACAGAGGAGACAAUACUUAUGGAGGAAAAUGGGUUAUUAAUCCUAGUGGUGGCUUGAUUUCAAAGGGGCAUCCACUUGGUGCUACAGGCCUGGCGCAGUGCGCCGAACUCUGCUGGCAGCUGCGCGGGCUGGCCGGGAGGAGGCAGGUCCCGGGGGCAAAGGUCGCGCUGCAGCACAACCUGGGCCUCGGCGGCGCCGCGGUGGUGACGCUCUACGGCAUGGGCUUCCCCGGGGCCGCCAGCGACCGUCGUGUUGUGGCUGUGCCUCUCAGUGCAGCUGUUGAUGGAUUUAAGUCGCAUCUCGUCUUCAAAGAGAUUGAAAAGAAGCUUGAAGAGGAAGGAGAGCACUUUGUAAAGAAAAUAGGUGGUAUCUUUGCCUUCAAAGUAAAAGAUGGUCCUGAUGGGAAAGAAGCAACUUGGAUAGUAGAUGUGAAAAAUGGAAAAGGGUCUGUGGCUGUUAAUUCAGAUAAGAAGGCUGAUUGUACAAUUACAAUGGCUGAUGCUGAUUUUUUAGCUCUGAUGACUGGCAAAAUGAAUCCUCAGACAGCUUUCUUUCAAGGCAAAUUGAAGGUUUCUGGGAACAUGGGCAUGGCAAUGAAACUUCAGAAUCUACAACUUCAGCCAGGCAAAGCUAAACUUUGAGAUCAUUAGACUAAACCGUCAGCUUUGGGUAUUUUUGACAAAAAAUUGGAAUGAAACUAGACGUUGGCAAUAAUAUGGCACAGGCUGGACUUAAUUGGACCUGUCUUACCUAAAUCCUGUGGUUAAGAGACCUUAAUACUCUUACAGAAUUCCAUCAAUUUAUGGCAAAGAUUCUUAGGCUAAGCUUGAGGCAUAAACUCUUACAAAUGAUAUAUGGUGGAUAUUAUGUAAACAAAAUUUCUGUUUUAACCAAUAUGAAAUUUUUAUAAAACUUAGGAAAGAUGAAUGAGGCUGCUUACUGUUCUUCAGGUUAGUUGGGAAGGCAGUGGGGAAGGUUAUAAAUAGUUUGACAUAUGAAUUAAAUGACUUGCGUUUUUUAAAAACCUGUAAUAGCAGGUCAUGGCUUUCAGACAUCCAUUCUAACAAAUUUGCUGCUGCUUAAAUUAAAAUGGUGGGAUUGCUAACAACAUUUUUUUUAAAAAUAGAUUUUAGGGAAUUUGCUAUAAAAUACUUUUCUUAUUACCACUUUGGAAUUAAAAAAUAAAUGAAAGCGUCCACAAGUAAGUUGGAACUAGAACAUUGCUUUGAGAUAUACAGGAUUUAAUAAUACUUUGACUUGAAGAAACAUUACGUUCCCCAGGAGAGCAGGGAGGGAAACUGACCAGCACUUACCUUUUCUCUUAAGCAGUUCUGGAGUUGAUCAUUAUGAAAUUCUUAUCAGUAAUGUAAAAACUUUAACUUCUGCUUUGGGAAAAUGUAUUCUGGUUGGAUGUUUAAUAGAUAAUUAAAUAUACUUUUCCUGUU